Messenger RNA from Daktulosphaira vitifoliae (grape phylloxera), 1611 nucleotides. RefSeq lists its product as uncharacterized. The coding region runs from base 313 to 1503 and encodes 396 amino acids. NCBI's taxonomy places the organism in Eukaryota, Metazoa, Arthropoda, Insecta, Hemiptera, Phylloxeridae. The transcript is spliced from 6 exons. The record is from RefSeq and is a predicted model, not a curated record.
UAAUAAUGAGAAUUGAUAAAACGCACAUGCCAGACACUUGAAUUAAUGUAGUAAUACUAUGCCUAUGGAUAAUAUACUUGUAUUAAAAAUCCAACCAUAUACUUGAUAACAAAUAAAUUAACCGGUUUGAUAAAUUGAGAAAUGAAUUUUAAAUUUUUAACUUCUGAGUAUUUCAAAGCAUAGUAAACAUUAUUAAAUUAAUAAUAGAUUUUUUGUAAUUAUUGUUUUAGUUUUAAAAUUUUAUUUGAUUUUUGACGUAAAAGUAGAUUUUUUUAAUUGUUACAAUAAGCGAUUGCUUACAGUCAUUUUAAAAUGCGUAUAAAAAUAAAUCGACAGUAUUUAACAUUCAGUAAAAAUGCCGAUCUAUGUUGGUUAUACGUAGACACUUCAAAAAUAUCACUUAUAAAACAUUUAAAACUAAAAAUUCAAGAUGUUUUAAAAGAAGAGCGAAAUAUUGAUGUGUGUUUUGACAAUAUUCCAUUCCUAGAUGAAGAUGAAAUUAAUGCCAUUAAUGACGGCGAAGAAAUAACUGUGAUAUUUAAAGAUAAUGAAAAUUCUAAACAAGAAUCAUUAUCUCAUCAAUUGCAAGAUCACUUCAUUCCAGAUGACAACACCAUUUGUAAAAAUUCAUCAAGUAAUAGGCUAUCAAUUGAAAAUUUAGAAUUUGUUCCUGUAAACAGAAUUGAUAGUACUGCUUCCAUUAGUUCUAUAACAUCCAACACAACGUCACAAGUAAAAAAAAGAAAACGAGUAAGGAAUCAUAAAAAAAAAAAAAUACAACAUGAUGAUAAUAUUUCAAUGAAUAAUUAUAAUGGUGUUUAUGAUACAGUUUCUCAAUUAACUUUGAACAAUGAAAAAAAAAAUCAUAAACGUUUUAAAAUGGAAGAAGAGGAAAAUGGAAAAACUUUUAAUGGUUCUGAAUCCAUAUCAUCUAUUGAAGAAACCUUCCAUAUUACUAGAGAAGUUUACAGUUGUAAUUCAUCUUAUUUAGACAUUGAAGAAAAUACGGUUGUUAGUAAACCUAAAACAGAAUGGAAACAAUAUCAAUUUAAAACUAUACCUUCAAAUAACAAGUCCGUACCAAUAUUCAUACGAGGUCAAACGCAUAAAGCUUCCAAUAAUUAUUCUCAAAAUAACUCUGUGGUUGAAAAUAAUUUUGAGAACAAAACUCCAAAUUAUAAUGAUGAUUGUGAUAUGCUUGUUGUAGAUUGGAAAAAUAUGUCACCUGUUAAAAUAAAAGAUUUAACUGAAUUGAAAAUUUAUGAUUUACUGCAGUUUAAAACACUUAGCCUAAAUGAACAUUGUGAACCUGAAAUGUCUUCUCUUAUAACAUCACGUUUAGUAAAUAUUGAUGGUGAUACUUUAAAAAUUCAAGUGUUAUCUGGUAUCAAAGAAUUUAUGACACUUAAUCCUAAAUUCAGAAUGGAAGAUGAUGAUAUUGAAGUAGAAACUCUUCGCGAAGUAAGAUAUAAUGACCUUUGCGAUUUGGUUAAACUUGUUUAGUCUAUUUUAUACACAUUUUAACUAAUGUAAUAAUUGAAUGUGUUGUAUCAGUUAAUUUUAUAUAAGAACUAUAAUAUUUUUGACUUAUAAAUAUAAUUUAUUGUUUAA